AUGCUCGAACAGCAGCAGGCCUGGCUCGUCUACGGCCUGCAGGAACUGUACCGCCGCACCAGCGACGGCGAAGGCUGGCCCGGCGAGCCGCUCAAGUGCGAGGCCAACGGCCACCCGCUCACGCACGACCUGCUCACCCGCCUCGGCGCCCUCGACCAGGCCAAGGGCGAGCGCUUCGAGGAAAACCCCGACGCCAUGCAGCAGGAGCUCUGGCGCCAGAACGCCGGCCACAUGCAGCGCCAGGACUCGUUCGACGCCAGCUUCGACAGCGCCCACUCGCCCGUCGUCCCCUCCGUCGCCGCCGCGGCCGCCGCCCGCUUCGCCGACCCCUUCGCCCAGCCCCAGCUGCCCCCCACCCCGCCGAAUAUCAGCCCCAGCGCCCGCCCUGUCAAGUCCGAGUCGUCGCAGAUGCCACCGGCCUUUGCGCUCGCGCCGCUGGGAUCUGCUGUCGUCGCCGAUGUUCAAUUCGGGCUCGUGCCGAUCCACUGCAUGUCGUAUAUGGACUUGAAGGGCGACUACGACGAUCUGAACCAGUUUGUCAAUGCGAAUGCGCCGGAGAUUGCGUCGACGUGA
This is a messenger RNA of Aspergillus terreus NIH2624, 573 nucleotides long. RefSeq lists its product as uncharacterized. Lineage: Eukaryota; Fungi; Ascomycota; Eurotiomycetes; Eurotiales; Aspergillaceae. The record is from RefSeq and is a predicted model, not a curated record. The coding region runs from base 1 to 573 and encodes 190 amino acids. The transcript is spliced from 2 exons.